Messenger RNA from Corticium candelabrum, 3795 nucleotides. Its product is annotated as protein patched homolog 1-like. The transcript is spliced from 10 exons. Gene Ontology annotation, biological process: negative regulation of smoothened signaling pathway. The coding region runs from base 101 to 3589 and encodes 1162 amino acids. The record is from RefSeq and is a predicted model, not a curated record. Gene Ontology annotation, molecular function: hedgehog receptor activity; hedgehog family protein binding; smoothened binding. Lineage: Eukaryota; Metazoa; Porifera; Homoscleromorpha; Homosclerophorida; Plakinidae. Gene Ontology annotation, cellular component: plasma membrane.
AUAAAAAUGACCACGCCCCUCACGUGACGUUGGCAUCCCAUCUAUGUAAGGUGUGUCCACGUGCAGGACAGGCCAUUUGUAUACGUCAACCGUCGCGCUGAUGGAAUUCGACGACAAGGUACCAUCUCACCUACGCUACGCGAACGCGCAAUACGCACUCGAACAGAUCGCAAACGGUGCAGCAACGGGAGACAAAUGGCGACUACACUUCCGAUCGGCAAUCGAGCGCGGGUUCGGAGCGCUUGGCGCGCUAAUCGGACGUCUACCAUUCCCGGUGAUCGCAUCUGUGGUCGUGAUCUGCAGCGUGCUCGCAUUUGGUCUGUCCCGGGCACGUUUCGAAACGAACGAGUACAAGCUGUGGACUGAAACGGGCGGGCGACUCGAGGACGAAAUCGACUAUUCCGACCGAGUGUUGGGUGAAGGGUCAGUCUUCAGCAACGAACUCGUCAUCCAGGUUGGUAGGGACGGACGGAGUGCGAUCAGUGUUGAAGCCCUAGAUGAGCAUCUGGAUCUCGUCAAGUAUCUUGCACGCAAUGUCACCGUCGAGAUGUGGGACAGCAGGUGGGGAUUUACUGAUCUGUGUUACAAUAUCAAGCCACCAUCGACACAAGUUUACGGCUAUCUCGAUGGGAUAUUCACCGAGAUGAAUCCCUGCACGGUUCUCAGUGUGCUCGAUUGCUUCUGGGACGGCAGUCUGGUGCACGACCGCAAGCUCUAUCACCUCAAAGUCGACGGUACCGACCUCGAUCAGUACGUCAGUUGGUCGAGUAUGGAUCCUCACGAGCUGCUCGAUGCAAUGAAAGAGACGAAUGCGGAUGAGCUCGUCUUGAGAUCUCUCAGAGAUGCUGGUUUUGAUGGAUAUGUUAGGAAGCAUUGCCUUCAUCCCAGUGAUCCCAGAUGUCCUCAAACUGCACCCAAUAAGGACAACGAGACUGAAAAUAUUGAUCCAGAGGGGAUUAUUGAAGCAUUGACUAAGACGUGCACUGGAUUUGCUAGCGCGGCGGCGAAAUGGCCUUCUCCUCUUAUUGUAUCAGGAGAUGACUGGAAGGAGGGUAAGGGUUCGCAUGCCCUACAGGCGAUCUUUACUCUUCACAGUCAACAGAAAAUUGUGGAGAUGCUGACCGAGUAUCAAUUGAAAUAUCCAAACAGCACGCUCGGCAAGAUGGGCAACCUGUCGCUCGAGGAUGCAUCCACCUUAUUGAAAAAAUGGAGAAAAGAAUUUGUGAAAGUGGUGUAUGACAGAGAGGACGUUCGGAUAUACACUGAUGCUCACGCAUGGACGACAGACUCGGCAAGGCAAAUUAUCGAAAAAUACUCUUGGAACACACUGUCUCUCGUUCUCGUCGUACUCGGUUACUUUUUCAUGAUUUUAUAUGCAGGAUUGGCAUUCUUCAACAUAAAAUCUCUCGUCAGAAAAUCGAGAUUCAAUGUCGGCAUCGUCGGUGUCCUUUUGGUUGUACUUUCUUGUGUGGCGGGACUUGGAUUGGCCUCUUUGUGUGGUCUCCCAUUCAAUGCAUCGACCACUCAGGUGUUGCCAUUUUUGGUUCUUGGGUUGGGCGUAGAUGACAUGUUUGUAAUGGCCCACACGUUCUUUACCAUCUUUGACAGACCUGGCAACAGGCAUACGCCAAUGCACAAGAUGGCAAGAGAAUGCCUCGAACGAGUCGGACUCAGCGUUACGUUGACUUCGGUCACAAACAGUGCCGGAUUCUUUCUCGCUGCCAUUAUCCCAAUUCCUGCCAUGAGAGAUUUCGCUCUGCAGGUUGGUAUAUGUGUGGCAAUGAACUACUUCAUCGUGUUGUUGGCCUUCCCCGCGUAUCUCUGUAUCGAUGGAAGAAGAAUACGAUCCGGUCUCAUCGAUGUCUGCUGUUGCGGUGUGAACAUGUUGAUGUGCUUGUGCCACCACGAGGUACAGGAAUUUUCGGAGAAGCCGCAGACAAAGUCUGAUCUGCAGUUGGAUGGUAUACCUAAGGAACCGGUUGCCAAUGGUGUUUACAGUGGUACCAAUGGUGUUUCCAGUGGUACCACUGUCACUGUGUCUCGUGACAAAAGCAAAGUGUCCAAGAAAGGCAGAAGUGAUGGCCAGAGCUGGGGAGAUUGGUUCGUACGUGAUGUAUAUGCUCCUUUCCUCUUGCGUCGACCGGUGAAAUUCGUAGUAAUACUCAUUGCUUGUAUCCUCUUUGGCACUUGCAUGUAUGGUGCGACCCUCGUGGAGAACGGAUUGGACCUUACAGAGGUCGUCCCUUCCGGAACAAAAGAGCACGAUUACAUAUCGUUACAACUCAAGUAUUUCUCGUUCUUCGAUUUGUACAUAGUUCAGGAUGACAAGAACAACUAUAGUUCGUUACACGUUCAGAAAGAAAUGUUGGAACUCCACAGUCGAUUUGCUAGCGUUCCAUGGAUCGUGACCACCGAUCGUAAGGUAAAUUCGAAGAAAAUUCACACCGUCUCGGAGACCUUCUGGCUCGAAAAGAUGAUUGAUUUCUAUGUUCAACUUCAAAAAGAGUACGAUCAUGACAUUGCCACCAACCAGUAUUCCUAUUCUUCACUUCUUGUUGACAAUUACUUCUUACCCCAAGUAGGAAACGGAAUGUAUGACUUUGAUCUACUCGAAGACAAACAACGUAAACUGUAUGACAAUUCAACCGGCAGACCUCUCAUACCCGAAGACCGAUUCUACGUGUAUCUGUCUGCGUGGACAAGCAUUGAUGUUUUGCAUGCAGAGGCAACACAGCCGAGCUUCCGUCCUCUUGUGCCCAAGUGGCCGGUAGCGGAACAAUUGAAUAUUACACCUGCUCAGCCUAUGGUCUAUGCUCAAAUGCCACUGUAUUCGAACGGUGUGAAUACGUCGGCUAGUCACAUCGAAUUGAUCAAGCAGGUAAGGCAGAUUGUCGAUGAGGCUCGUAGCCGUGGAGUGUCGGCGUAUCCGCGUGGCAUCCCGUUCAUAUUUUAUGAGCAAUACAUCGGUCUGCAGAACCACCUCUAUCUUGCUGUUGGAAUGAUCUUGCUUGCGUGUCUGAUCACCACGUCCGUCUUGCUUCUCAGCGUCUGGUCGGGAAUCAUUAUGGUCGCCAUGCUGGCAGUGACGGCUAUCGAAGUGUACGGGUUUCUCGGACUCGCUAACAUCCAGUUCAGUGCGAUCCCCUGUGUGACGGUCAUCGUGUCUGUCGGUGCAACUGUCGAGUUCACCGCUCCACUCUGUCUCAUGUUUGUCAAAAUUAUUGGAACAAGAGAAGAGCGUGUUCAGUACGCCCUACACCAUCGCUUUGUGCCCAUAUUUAAUGGAGCAGUCAGCACAUUUGUAGGAUUCAUCAUGCUCGCCUUCUCGGAAUUCGAAUUUAUUAUCAAGUACUUUCUCGUCAUCUUCAUUGCAUUACUCAUUGCCGCCACAUUCAAUGGUCUCGUUCUCUUGCCUGUAGUCCUUUCAUGGAUUGGUCCAUUGCCGCAGGUUGUUCCGAUUGCUUGUGAUGACACGUCUGUGAGUCCACACAACGUUGCCAGGUAUUUACACGAUACUUCAGAAGUUCACUUUGAUACCUUGCCCAAAGUGCAUUGUAACAAUGACAAACACGAUGGCACACCAGUUUAGGUGCUUCUAUGUAGGAAAGAAGAUAAAUGGCAAAUUACUGAGGUUGCCAAUUUUCUGUAGGUACAAGUAGAGAGAAUGCAUACUUAUAGUCUUGUCAUAUUGAACCAGUCAUACUCAUUGUGUUUGAGGACAUUGUAUGAUUGAGAUCUCCUUUGAUUGUUAUUAUUACAGUAAAACAGUGGAAAAGAAUAGAUUGUGAUCUAGCA